Messenger RNA from Lates calcarifer (barramundi perch), 1219 nucleotides. RefSeq lists its product as uncharacterized. NCBI's taxonomy places the organism in Eukaryota, Metazoa, Chordata, Actinopteri, Centropomidae. Bases 415 to 882 code for a protein of 155 amino acids. The transcript has 2 exons. The record is from RefSeq and is a predicted model, not a curated record.
ACCAAACUCCAUUCAAAUAUUCGGCGAUUUAAUGUUUCCCCGUUUAUCUGCGGAGAGAAUCAACUUGUUAGAAGAUGAAUAAGUUUAAGGAAGGAGGAGAGUUUUCUGGUUAAAUCUGCAGAAACACAUCAUCACAGUUCAGUUAAAUGAAGGAGCUGAGUGUGUGGAGAAACUCUUCCUGUGUACACGAGACGAAAGACGAGAGUCUUUCACCAAACUCCGUUUGCUUGUUUCCCUGUUUAUCUCUGAAUGAAUCUGUGAUAUUGGAAGAAUCGUCUCUGGUCCAUUCAGAAAAGUACUUUAAUGUUUUCUCUGGUUUUUAUUCAGAGUUCAGUUUAAAUCCAGAAACUGACACUUCCUCCUCCGGUCCACACGGGGUCAGUACUGAGCCCGGGGGGCGCUUGUUUUGUAGACAUGUCGGUGCAGGUGUGGUGCCUGUCGUUCCGGCAGCCGUACGCCGGUCUGGUUCUGGACGGGGUAAAGACGGUGGAGAGCCGCUGGAGGCCGCUGCUGGCCCCGCUGCAGAACCAGACCCUGGCAGUCCACAUAGCCCGGCGGGACUGGGAAGGGGACGAGUGGCGGACGGUGCUGAGCGGUCCGCUAGGGAUGAACCGGGCUCAGGUCCAGGAGCUGCUGGAGUCCGGGGAGCGGUUCGGACGCGGCGUGGUGGCAGGAUUGGUAGAUGUGGGCGGGACCUGGCUCUGCCCCGCCUCCCUACAGGGGGAGAGGCUACAGCACCUGGAGCGGUCGGCCGUUCUGAUUGGUCUGCAGGAGAAACACCUGACUCACCUGUCCAACCCGCGCUGGCUGAAGGAGCCGCUGAGCGCCCGAGGAGGUCGUGACCUUUGGAUCGUGGACAUUCCUGCAGAGCUCUUACCAUGACGACACGUGAUGCUCAGAGAGAACAAUGCGUUCAGGGUCUGGGACUGGACGUAGACCUGGUCUGGUCUGAAAUGAACUCUUGCUGAUCAAUAAUGAUCACUGAUUGAUUUCAGUCAUCAGAUGAUCAAUACUUCACUGACGUCUUUGUUGUAAUCAAAGACGUAAACAGUUGUUGAAAUAAUGUUCAGGUGUGUUUACUGUCUCUGUCCACAACAACAAGAAUCAUCAUUUUACAAACCUGGAUCCUGAGACUUGAUAUUUACAUGUAAUCAGCUUGUGACUGUAAUAGAUUACUUUUAGCAUCUGUAAUGAUAAAGGUCACUGAUGAACCGAUGAA